AUGUCCGAAUUUCCCCAAAACCAGUAUACAGGAUGCUUUGAAAUUUUUGCCAAGGUAAAUGGCAUGAAUCCAGAUAAUUUUAAAUAUGUGAAGACACAGUUCUACAGAAAAGUUUCGGAGGUAACAAACACUUACAUGAAAACUACCAGGGCCGUCCACAAACAUAAAUAUCGAACUGUCUCCAUUCCAAAAGAUUACUCGAAGUCCCCGAAGUUUCAACAAAAGGGAAUAAUAUUCGUGUGGCCCCAGAGGAAGAAGGUUCAUCAUAGCGAAGAAAUGACCUUGAUUACUUGGCUGUUGGCACACGCGUUGUUCUGGUUAAAUAACAUGAAUCUGUUACCGAGCGGGGCAGCUUUACCUCUGAAGCAACCACCUUGGGAGUACAAGCCGCCGGUGAGGAAGCCGGAAAAUAGAGAUUAUAUUAUUGAACCUGACUGGGACUCUUGUUUAAAUAGUAGAAAUCAAUAA
Anoplophora glabripennis (Asian longhorned beetle) is the source of this 468-nucleotide messenger RNA. RefSeq lists its product as uncharacterized. The record is from RefSeq and is a predicted model, not a curated record. The transcript has a single exon. The coding region runs from base 1 to 468 and encodes 155 amino acids. Lineage: Eukaryota; Metazoa; Arthropoda; Insecta; Coleoptera; Cerambycidae.